This is a messenger RNA of Jatropha curcas, 2347 nucleotides long. Its product is annotated as Pectin lyase-like superfamily protein. NCBI's taxonomy places the organism in Eukaryota, Viridiplantae, Streptophyta, Magnoliopsida, Malpighiales, Euphorbiaceae. Gene Ontology annotation, molecular function: pectate lyase activity. The record is from RefSeq and is a predicted model, not a curated record.
UUUUUCAAGAACAGAAUUUGGAUAAAUCAUAAACCAAAACCCUCCUCAAGAAAAAAAAAAUUAACUUUUGAAAUCAUAUUUUAUUUGCUAAAUAUCUCUCAACCAUCUCUAGAAUAAUUAUCUAGCAAGGUAGGAAUGUAUUUGAGCCACUGUUACAAUUUACAACCUCUCUUUCUUUCUCCUUCUAUGCAGUGAGAAACUAGAGAGGGAAAGAGAGAAAGGAGGGAGAUUCAUUCUCUCUCCUUCUCAUGUCAAUAACCUUCCAUGGUUGUUGUCCCCAUCACUCACAGCCACCAUUUCUUUACUUUCUCUCCUCUCCUUCCUUUCUUCUCUUUGAAAUAAACAACAAUAAAACCCCAAAAAAACCCUACCAUGAAAGUAACACCAAAAUUUUUUUUUAAUUAGUUUUUGCUAAUGUCACUAUUAUUAUUCUAAUCCUGGUUUUAUUAUCUAAACACUUCACAUUUUCCCAGAAUUUGCAGCUCUCUUUAUGUUUGCUUGUUUGUUUCUGCUCUUCGUUCACCGGCAAGACAUUCAUCAAUUAUCAAACAAACAUCUUAAAAAAGAGUCUUUUUUAGUCUUUUUCUUUUAAAUAUAGAGAGAAGCUGAAAAGGAAAGGAAAACAACAAACUUCCAACCCAAAACAUAUCCUUAUUGCUCCGUUACUUCAAAGAUGCUUCCUACCAUCUGCAUUCUUUUAAUUUGCCUCUCUACUUCUUCCCUUCUCUGUAUUAGAGCUUCUUCUUUCAAUCUCUCCCUUCCACACCAACACCCUGACCCUGAAUCUGUUGCUGAAGAUAUUCAAAGGAGAGUCAAUGCAUCUAUAUCAACAAGACAACUUUUGUCGACUCAAUGCCAAACCGGGAACCCAAUCGACGAUUGCUGGCGAUGCGACAGCAACUGGGGGGCCAACCGCCAACGCUUAGCCGACUGCGCCAUCGGCUUCGGCCAAGGUUCAUUAGGCGGCUUUGGCGGUCAGAUCUAUGUCGUCACUGAUUCCUCCGAUCAUGACCCAGCUAAUCCAACUCCGGGAACUCUCCGGUACGGCGUUAUCCAAAAUGAGCCGCUCUGGAUCACCUUCUCCACUAGCAUGACCAUCAAGCUUAAACACGAACUGAUCUUCAACAGUUACAAAACAAUCGACGGUCGUGGAGCUAACGUCUAUAUUACUGGCAAUGGAUGUCUGACUCUACAGUAUGUCUCCCAUAUAAUAAUCCACAACAUCCACAUCCAUAAUUGUAAACCGUCGGGGAAUACUGUUAUAGCCGCAUCCCCAACGCAUGCUGGGUGGAGAGGCAGAUCGGACGGCGAUGGUAUAUCUAUUUUUGGAUCACAGAAAAUAUGGAUUGAUCACUGCUCUUUAUCAUACUGUACAGAUGGGUUGAUCGAUGCUAUAAUGGGGUCCACUGGGAUUACAAUAUCAAACAACUAUUUUUCUCAUCAUAAUGAAGUGAUGCUAUUGGGACACGAUGAUAGGUACGUUUUGGACUCGGGAAUGCAAGUUACCAUAGCGUUUAACCGAUUCGGUGCUGGGCUGGUGCAGCGUAUGCCUCGGUGUAGACGCGGGUACAUACACGUGGUCAAUAAUGAUUUCACAUAUUGGAAGAUGUACGCAAUCGGCGGUAGCGCUAGCCCUACCAUUAACAGUCAGGGUAAUCGGUAUAUUGCUCCGGCGGAUCCUGAUGCCAAAGAGGUGACUAAGCGCGUGGACACAGACGAAGGAGAUUGGGCAGAUUGGAAUUGGAGGACGGAUGGGGACAUAAUGGUCAAUGGAGCAUUUUUUGUGCCCUCUGGAGCUGGAUUAAGCGCUCAGUAUGCGAAAGCGUCCAGUGUGGAACCCAAAUCUGCUGGCUUAAUUAACCAACUAACUAUGAACGCUGGUGUCUUGGGUGGGCCCAGGAUUCUUUUAUCAAUGACAAAAAGGACGCCUAAAUCAGGAGUCAAGAAGCAACAUAUGCCCAUGUGAGUUAACAGGGAAAGAUUCAAAGUGCUAGUUGCAAAAGGAUGGCCUUUUUUGGGUAGAAUUGUAGGACACCCAUUUAGCUUAGGGUCCAUCUAGCUGGUGGUCUGUAUGUAUGGGUUUUUGUAUACAUGGGAAGGUGACUCAGUUAUAUUCGCUUGAUCUGCUUUCCAGCCAAUAUGUGCGGGGCCAAUUUUAUGGUUUUUUAUCAUAUUUUUCUGGUCCCACUUUGGCAAGAAGCUCACAUCACUAUUGGAAAAGGAGCUUUUUUCCUUGCCUGUGACCAAUUUGCUUGCAUGUUAUUGUUGACUUUUGUUCAUUUGGAUAUGUAUUACUGUAUAGUUCGUAAAUUAUGUGGUUGGGAGUGACAAUAUUGCAGUUGGUAUA